CGUCGCCCGACCCGUUGCCCAGGCAACGAACCGGGAAACGCGGGCGUUGGUGAAGCGAAGCCCGGGAACAUUGAGGCAGGACGGGCCCGGCUUGGUUGGCGCUUGCAAGAGCUCGAGUUGGGGCGUUCUUCGGAAACUCCGGAACACAGAGAAACAUGGCUCUCCCCACGCUGCCCUCUUUGUGGUGCAGCCAGAGGCUCCUGGAUCAGCAGACAGCACGACAGCGACACCGAGAGAAGGAAGCUCAGAUUCGGCAGCAGUGGGAUCAGAACAGCCGCUACUUCAGGAUGUCUGACAUCUGCAGUGUCAAACAAGCAGAAUGGAGUUCUAAGAACUCCUAUCAGCAAAGCAUGCAUGCCUAUCAGCGUGAGAAGAUGAAGGAGGAGCAUAGGAAGCGUCUGGAGGCCAGACGGGAGAGGCUCCAGCAGCUUCUGCUGGAAGAGCAGGACCUGCUGGCCAGAGAACUGGAGGGGCUGAGGCUGAGCAUGGACUUGCGGGAAAGAAGAAUCCGGGAGCAGCGUGGGAAUUUGAAGUCGGCCCGAGAAGAGCAAAGGAAGCUGAUUGCUGAACAACUUCUGUAUGAACACUGGAAGAAGAACAACCCCAAACUUCGAGAGAUUGAAUUGGACCUUCACAAGAAGCACGUGAUAAACUCUUGGGAAACUCAGAAAGAAGAAAAAAAACAGCAAGAAGCCACUGAAGGGGAAGAGAAAAAACGGUACGAAAACGAAUACGAAAUAGCCCGGAGGGAAGCUCUGGAACGGAUGAAAGCCGAAGAGGAAAGGAGGAAACUGGCAGACAGGCUCCAGGCUGAGGCACUACUCCAGCAGAUGGAGGAGCUGAAGCUGAAGGAGGUGGAGGCCGCCAGACUGAAGGAGGAGCAAGAGAACCUGCUGAAGCAGCAGUGGGAGCUGGAGAGGCUGGAGGAAGAGAGGAAGCGGAUGGCGGCCUUCCGGCAGAAGGCAGAGCUGGGACGCUUUCUAAGACAUCAAUAUAACGCGCAACUCAACAGACGGACACAGCAGAUCCAAGAGGAGCUGGAGGCGGACAAGCGCAUCCUGCAGGCGCUGCUCAAGGCGGAGGAGGAGAACCAGCGCACACACUUGGCCAGGCGGGAGCAGGCCCUGGCUGAUGUGGAGUGGAUGCAGCAGGUCGUGGAGGAGCAGCUGCAGCUGGAGAGGGCACGGGAGGUGGAGCUGCAGACGCUGUGGAGGGAGGAAGCCAAGGAAAUGUGGGAGAAGAGAGAGGCCGAGUGGGCCCGGGAGAGGAGCGCACGGGACCGACUGAUGAGCGAGGUCCUGACGGGGAGACAACUACAAAUACAAGAGAAGAUUGAACAAAACCGGCAGGCUCGAGAAGAAUCCCUAAGACACAGGGAGCAACUUAUUCAGAAUCUUAAGGAGGCAAGAGAGUCGGCUCGACGUGAGAAAGAGGAGAGUGAAGAACUGAAAUCAGCCAGGAAACAGGAGCUGGAGGCCCAGGUUGCAGAGCGCCAGCUGCAGGCGUGGGAAGCCGACCAGCAGCAGGAGAAGGAAGAGGAGGCGGCAAGGCAGGCGGAGCAGCUCACAGAUGCCUUGCUGCAGCAGGAGGCGAAGAGGAUGGCUGAGCGGGGCUACCGGCCCCAGCCUUAUGGACAUCCCAGAAUUGCUUGGAACUGACUUCCCUGGGACUAUAAGCACAGACAGCAAGAUGCUGAGGUCUUCACUAUGCAGUCGCCAGACAGUUCUACAAUGUUCUUUUCUAGUGUUCGCGUCACUGUGAAAUAGUUCAUCGAGUCUGUUCAGGUCCAUGAUUCAGCGGAGCGAGGGGCUGGCCAUACUUUACAGUGCUGUGGCUUUGCAGCAUCCAGCAGGAGCCCCUAUCCCGCCUUUCUCAUCCAAGAAAGGGGUUUUUACAGUCACGCGUUGACAGUCCUGUCACAGUCUUGUAAUAUAUCUAAAAAUAAUGUAAGAGUCUAAAUCAGUGCUAGGAGCUACAAGUUGUGUCCACGAUAGGAUAUCUGCUUUCCUGUUGUCUUACCCUAACUGUCAACCUCUGGUGAAGACUCCAGCUGGAGAUAGGAGGGAAGUUUUUCCAUUUUUAAAAUGCCAUUGUAGAGAUUAAUCUAGAACUGUGGUACACUGAUGCACAGUGGGAAGACACAUUUUUGGCUGAUCUUUUGGAUCUGAUCUUGUUUCUUCAGGUUUGGGUUAAAUUUAAAUUUAAAUUUAACUCUUCUGUUGAAAACAAACUCAAGUCUUGGUUCAGCUUAUUUCAGGGUUUAUUAAUUAUGGUCCCAAAAGGAUCACAGCUUGUUUUCUGGAUGGAAAGAACUGUGAUCCCUAAGACAAUCUGCUGUGGUCCAUGGAUGCUUUCUGGAAGCGUGGUGAGAAAUGUGUCUUUCCUCUUUUAAGAGGCAUUUCAGUAGACUUUCCAGGAGAGCGCUGUGUGGUAAGGGAGUGAUCCCAACAUAUGUUACUGAGCCUCAAAAGGUCACCUGGUUGGCUGACUUUUUGACAUGGCACUUUGGACUGCUAGUGUCUCAGGAAGGCCUCAGCUCCAUGCAGCCUUCUGGGAUUUAUGUGCCAGAGGAAGGGCCACUGAACCUGAAGAAACUAGAUCAGCUUCAACCACAGAUCAGCCAAAAACUUCUCUUCCCAGUGUUAUAUCAAUGUGACGUAGUCCUAGAUUAAUCUCUACAAAGAGCUUCAAGUCCCUUACAGCAAUAAUAAUAUUUUAUGACUUGUAUUUUUUUCAUAUUCUUCCUAUUAGGUUUCAGUUUUCAUUAUAUUGUGUUCCAGAUUGGGUAUCUUGGUAAAUUAUAGCUAAUUACAAGACUAUGUUCCAGGUUAUUAAAAACCAGAGUUUAUUAAAAAAAUCUUGAGUCUAAGGGCUGCAAUGCCUUUCACUUCCAUUGUGCUAUAAAAAGAAAUUGAGCAGCAAACUGUAUCCUUAAUCUGUUUUCCAUUUUCUUGUCUUGAAUUUCUUGGCCAUGCUUUCCUGAGCUUCCAUUUCAUUAUGCAUGCUCAUAUUUACUUUCCCUGUUUCAGAUGUUCAUCAAUUGUGAAAUAAAGUUAUGGUUUGAUGG
Messenger RNA from Manis javanica (Malayan pangolin), 3067 nucleotides. RefSeq names its product trichoplein keratin filament binding (gene TCHP). Gene Ontology annotation, biological process: apoptotic process. Gene Ontology annotation, cellular component: keratin filament. The record is from RefSeq and is a predicted model, not a curated record. Lineage: Eukaryota; Metazoa; Chordata; Mammalia; Pholidota; Manidae.